Molecule: messenger RNA, 1239 nt
Organism: Chaetomium strumarium
Lineage: Eukaryota; Fungi; Ascomycota; Sordariomycetes; Sordariales; Chaetomiaceae
Exons: 2
Coding region: 250-945 (231 amino acids)
Source: RefSeq, a predicted model, not a curated record
AGGUUCCUGAGUUGCAAAUGGAAUUUACGUGACUCCUCCAGGCUCCGGGACGGGGGAACACUAGUUUCUAACAGCAGCUUACAUGGUUAUACUAGAGGCACGCGGGGGUAUUCUUAAACCUGAAUAGGCACACAGUGGCGGGAGUGGGAAGGGAGGGGUGGCUCCUAGUCAACUUGGAAACUAUUAGUACUAACUUCAUCCGUCUCCUGAACUCAGCUGGCGGUACUUGGACGAUCGAGCACAGUACGCAUGGCGGAGCAAUCCGAGGAAAGGAGCCAGGGAUAUUCACCCUCUGCCACGGAAGCGGCACAGAACCAGUAUGAUUUGGAGAUCUGCAUGCAUCGGCACCAGAUCCUCGCCGUAGCCGACCUGCCCGACCAUGAGAGAGAAGAGCAAAGCCGGCCCGUUCCCACGAUGCUGUACCACUGGCGUCCGCCCACCGUCCGGGCAAUAACCAUGGUCAAGGUGUCUCCGCGUCUGUUCUCCAUGAUCAAAGGCUCUUCAUCUCUAGGGACAUUCUUUCUUCAAGAUGACCUCAACAUCUCCGAGACGCUGUAUAAGCUCCUGACGGCCACACACGCUGCGGCGGGUUGGGAACCCACGGCCCAGUUACUUACGGACCUGGUAGCCCAACUCCCGGUCCCGGAGCGAGGAACGUUGAUGGAAUUCUUUUCCUUUCCCGUGCUCAGCGAUAACCCAGAGCAGCCACUUGGUGAUAGCCUCUUCCCGGUAUGGAAGUGGGUCAAACCCGAGAGCAUCUACCCUCGCAAGACGGGAUUUUGGGAGACGCAUCUGCACAGGGCUUUGGACGACGGGGAGUGGAAUGCUGGGAAGGGCCUUACAUUGGCGUUGAGUGGGGUGCCAGAGCAAGCAUUGCAGAGGAUAACGGGUAGCCAGCGCAGGCUCACGAGCCUGAGGGGCUUGAUGGGGGAGGCGUCCAAGUAGAUCUUAUUACAACUUGCGCCUACCGAGCCGCGGAGAGCGAGAGAUAGGAGUUGCGUAGAAAUGUUCAUAGUAUUGUACAAAUCGCGAUUCCUGCCAUAACCUAGCCAAGGGGCAGCAUCGUGAUGGUUGAGGAUUUGAGGCUAUACGACCACCUUACCAAAACGGGGAUGCUCUCAAACCCUUUCUCUUCCGGGCAUAAUAUAGGGCGAUGGGCCUGCAAGCCCCAGUACCACUCGUUGUAGGUAGAUUCAUAGCCUAUUUUAUUUAGGUACUACUAUACAGUGGAAGUCUCCA